AUGUCGACCAUACAACAGCUCAAGAAUUUCAUCCGCCACGGCAAGCAAGCUCGUAAUUUCAACGAAGAAUCGUCGUCGUCUCCGAGAAAGGACGAGCAAUCACUUCCUCAACCAAAUGUCGACAGGGGAGUGCCGAGCGAACCCGUCCUCGCCCCCUCCGCCUCUGCUCCUGCCGCUGCCGCCCCUGCCGCUGCCGGCCACGGCCAGGCCCACGAAGCCUUCUCCGAAGCCCCCGGCGACGCACAGAACCGCGUAGCCCAAGCCGGUAACAUCGCCGCCCACCAUGCCGACCUAGCCCAGAAGGUGGCCAGCAGCAAGGCCGCCGCCGCCGCCGCCGCCGCCGCCGCCGACGAGGCUAACCUCGCCAGGCUCGUUGCCGAGGAGAACGCGAGCAAGAGCAGAUUUCCCCGCUACCCGGGCUUGGAACGAUGGGAGCUCACCGAAAAGAUGGGCGACGGCGCCUUCAGCAAUGUCUACCGCGCGAGGGAUACCCGCGGCGACUACGGCAAUGUCGCCAUCAAGGUCGUUCGCAAGUACGAGAUGAACAGUAUGCAGCGAUCAAACAUCCUGAAAGAGGUUCAGAUCAUGAGGCAGCUCGACCACCCCAACAUUGUCAAACUCAUUGAAUUUUCCGAGUCGAAGCAGUACUACUACAUCGUCCUCGAGCUGGCUAUCGGCGGAGAGCUCUUCCACCAGAUUGUCCAUCUCACCUACUUCAGCGAGGAGCUGUCUCGACACGUCAUCGUUCAGGUGGCAGAGGCACUCGAAUACCUGCAUGAAGAGAAGGGAAUCGUGCAUCGAGACAUCAAGCCUGAGAAUAUCCUCUUCAACCCCAUCCCCGUGGUGCAGGCCAAGGUACCCAAGCCCAAGCAGCCUGGGGAUGAGGACAAGGUAGAUGAGGGAGAGUUCAUCCCCGGGAAGGGCGCCGGCGGUAUCGGCCAGAUCAAGAUUGCCGACUUCGGUCUGUCCAAGAUCGUCUGGGACAACCAGACCAUGACGCCCUGCGGCACGGUCGGUUACACAGCCCCCGAGAUCGUCAAGGACGAGCGCUACUCCAAGUCGGUCGACAUGUGGGCCCUCGGCUGCGUCCUCUACACCCUCCUCUGCGGAUUCCCCCCCUUCUACGACGAGAGCAUCGAGGUGCUCACCGAAAAGGUGGCCAGGGGGUCCUACACUUUCCUCUCCCCCUGGUGGGACGACAUCUCCAAGUCGGCCAAGGACCUGAUCGCCCACCUCCUCACCGUCGACCCGGAGAAGCGCUUCACCAUCAGGGAGUUCCUCGCCCACCCCUGGGUCAAGGGCGUCGAGCCCGAGGACGCGGCCCGGCAGCAAGCCGCCGCGGCGGCGCUGCAGCCCGAGAAGCCCCUGCGCGCCUUCGACUCGACCAAGUUCGAGGACGCCGGCAAGCGUUACGACUUCCGCUCCCCCGGCGCCGUCAACCUGCGCGAGGUGUUCGACGUCGGCUACGCCGUCCACCGCCAGGAAGAGGAGGCCAAGAGACGCCAGCAGACGGGCACCAAGACGGGCGUCGACAAGUUCCUCAACGCCCUCAACGAGGAAGACGAGGACGGGGGAGAAGACGACGACGUCAUGGAGGUCGACCCGCAGAGCGCCGCUGCCGGCAAACAGCAGUCGGGAACUCAGGGCCUGGAGCAGAGCAUGCGUGAUGCCAACAUCGGCGACCAGCAGCAUAGGGGUCGUGAGAGGGAGAGGGCCUCCGACCAGCAGCGCGGAUACGGCCAGCAUUCGGCUACGGUGGCCAACGCGGCGCGCCAGCAGGUCCGCGAUAAGAAUCGUCGAAAGGGGCCUUUUGAGCUCAACCUUGACAAUGCCACCCUCCUCGGAAAGCGGAACAAGAAGGUUCCCAUCGGGGCGUAG
This is a messenger RNA of Geosmithia morbida, 1878 nucleotides long. RefSeq names its product S TKc. The record is from RefSeq and is a predicted model, not a curated record. Gene Ontology annotation, cellular component: spindle pole centrosome; chromosome passenger complex; spindle midzone. The transcript is spliced from 4 exons. Gene Ontology annotation, biological process: mitotic spindle organization; protein phosphorylation; regulation of cytokinesis. Bases 1 to 1878 code for a protein of 625 amino acids. NCBI's taxonomy places the organism in Eukaryota, Fungi, Ascomycota, Sordariomycetes, Hypocreales, Bionectriaceae. Gene Ontology annotation, molecular function: protein kinase activity; ATP binding.